AUGCUUGGCUACGAGGCUGGUAUGACUCACAUUCUCUGUGACCUUCACCGACCCGGAUCCAAGACAUCUUUCAGCGGCGCUUUUGCAGAGACCGACAACCCCUUCGACGCCAAGCAAUUGAAAAUACCUUACAUUGUUCAAGAAGGUUCUUUCGAGAAAGCUGCUCUCGGAGAUAGGCUAUACCAGGAAAGUUUUUCCGGCGAACUGGACGUACAGCGAGAUUCCGAGACUUACGACACCUCUGGGUGUUGA
Puccinia triticina is the source of this 252-nucleotide messenger RNA. RefSeq lists its product as uncharacterized. The record is from RefSeq and is a predicted model, not a curated record. NCBI's taxonomy places the organism in Eukaryota, Fungi, Basidiomycota, Pucciniomycetes, Pucciniales, Pucciniaceae. The transcript is spliced from 3 exons. Bases 1 to 252 code for a protein of 83 amino acids.